Messenger RNA from Parasteatoda tepidariorum (common house spider), 6751 nucleotides. RefSeq names its product proteoglycan Cow. Gene Ontology annotation, biological process: anatomical structure development. Lineage: Eukaryota; Metazoa; Arthropoda; Arachnida; Araneae; Theridiidae. Gene Ontology annotation, molecular function: calcium ion binding; extracellular matrix binding; protein binding. The record is from RefSeq and is a predicted model, not a curated record.
CUUAUCUGCUAGUCAACCAACAAACGCGCAAGCUCGUUUUCGUCUGCAUGAAGAUCCGAGUUCUGUUUCGGAUUGUUUCUUGUUUCUGCAUUUCCAUAAUUAUUUACUCUUUCAAAUAAAUAUUAAUGAUUACAGAGUGCUGUAGUGUUCAAGUUUAACAAUAUAAUGUAAAUUAUCAAACUACGAAGCGGUUUUUACUGUUCAUACAUAAUCUCAAAGAAGGGGGAAAAAAGCUCAAAAAAUUAAUAAUCAAUAAUUUUGUCGUUUGCUGACUUCAAAUAUUUAUAAACUGAUAAAAGCCAGCUAUGAUUUCUAUAAAAGCAGGAUUUUUAUUUUAUUCUCUAUGCAUCCAUAUUUGCAUAGCACUGUCAACAGCUGUUAAAACUGAGUAUUCUGAGUGGAAAAAUCUUAAUAAUCCUGAUGAUUCCCCUGCUCAUACUUGGGACUUUGAGUUUGAUGAUAAACAAGUGCAGGAUACUACAGAGAGUGAUAAGUCAUUUUUGAAAGCUACAGAAAUUGUAACUGAAAAUGACCUCUGCAAAAAUUUGCAGUGCAAACCUCAUCAAGUAUGCUUGCUGGAGGAUGAUGAUGUGGCUGUAUGCAUUAGUAAAAGAAAGCUUAAUGCCAAAGAAAAUGCUAUGAAAUAUUCAGUUUCUAAAAAACCGAAAACAAAAGAACUUAAGACUGAAUCACUAUUUUGGGAGAAAGGUGAAAAAGAAGAUCCUGUUCCUAGUGAAAAUCCAAAUCCUUGCAUACCAUGUCCCGUUUUAAAACCGGACUUUGUUUGUGGUUCAGACAAUCAUACAUACUCUUCAGUCUGCCGAUUAGAAUUUCGUAACUGCAUGCAUAAAGUUUCUGUAAAAGUGAAUUGCAAAGGAUUUUGUCCUUGCAAAACUAUCAAGAAUGAUGUGGACAAAAGCAAAGAAUGGCAAAUGAAGGAUCGCUGGAAUCGUUACAUGAACAAAUAUCAAAAUACUGUCAAAAAACCAGCAGCUGUUCAGAAAGCUCUGAAAAAAAGCCACUCAAUCAACAAGAUUGUGAAGAAUCCUAACAUUCUAUCAAAUAAAGAUGUAACUACAAUUAGUACUGAUACCAUGCAAAAACCAUCAAAAGCAUUCCAAAGUAAUAAAAUAUCAACACCAAUUGUUGAAAAAAGCUGCAAUGAAAAUGAGUUGAAGGCUAUGGGAGAUCGAUUAUUGGACUGGUUUUCAGUUGUUAUGGCUGAUCAUCGUCGUGGACAGUCACGAAGAAGAUCUUUCCGACUAAGCCACACUCAACUGCCUGAUUGCAAACCUGAGGUUAGUUGGAUGUUCCAACAUUUGGAUACUGAUGGAGACUUGAAACUAUCUCUUCAAGAAUUGUAUGAUUUAGAAAAUGAUGACCAAGAGCACUGCCUCCGACCUUAUCUCCUAGAUUGUGAUGUUGAAAGAGACCUUGUUUUAAGUCCCUAUGAGUGGUGUUCUUGUUUUGACAAAUCUCAACGUCCUUGUGCUGCAGCGCUUCGUAGAAUUCCCCAAGGGCUGAUUGGUGGUUAUAAACCACUUUGUGAUAGUGAUGGCUACUAUUUGCCAACUCAAUGCCAUAAUGGAUCUGGAACUUGUUGGUGUGUUGACCGCCAUGGGGUGGAAUUCACCAAUACGCGAAGACGAGGACGACCUGAUUGUGAUGGUCUUUUAAAAAGAGGUCAAUAUCAUCGUGAGGACAACAAGACCAAAAAGCAAGAAGAUGAAAAAGUAGAGAAAGAAAUCUCCUCAUUUGUUGAAGGCCUUUUAAAGAAUGGGCAGCAGCAGCAUCGGGAUGAAAACCAAGAUAAUGAUCAGGAGGAUGAUAGUGAAGAGGAAGGCUCUGCUGACCGACCAUUAGAUUUUUAAGUUAUACAAGUUCAGCUCUGUAUGGAGGGUAUUGUUACAUAGUCUAAAGUUUGACACUAUUCAUUUGUCUUUUGCACCAAUAAUAACAUGUUGAUUUUGCUUUGAUCAUAGUAGCAUAGCUGCCAUUUUAUCCUUGAAUUUAUGAUGUGCAAUGAUCUUACAUAAAUCAAAAAAAAUUUAUAUUGCUGUUUUGCUUAGAAUUUUAAUUUGGAGUAAUUAAAUUGUUUAUAUUCAGACUAAAAGAUUUUUAGUUGUGUAAUAACAGUUUAGUUUAAUACUUUGUGAAGGUAGGCUAAUUAUUUCUUGGUGGGUUGUAAUUUUCUUUGUAAACCUUAACAUUAUAGAGCAAAAUUAGGAUAUUUUGUUUCCGGACAAUGGCCAGAUGUAGCAUUUUUAACAUUGACCACAUUUUAAAACAUGUGGCCACUUUUUGAAAGUUUAAAAUUUUAAAGGUUUAUAAAAACCGGUGAGAUUAAUAAUGUAAGGCUUUUCUUUGGGAGCAUUUCUGAAAAUAUGGCAAACAUUACAAGGCUCAUUUCAAAAUUUAAGAAACAAGCUGGAAAUGAAGUAAUUUUUAAAUUAUAAAAUUUUCACACUAAUUUCAUAUUUAUCUAAAAAUAAUAAAAUGAACCUACAUGGGGUGAAUUUUCUACCAAAAAAAUAGCGAUCAUGUAGUGUCAACAAUUUUUUUAAUUAUCAUUUGUUAUAUUUAGUUACUUUGUGACUGCUGACAACUAUUAAUUUUGCUCUAUACUUGGCAUUAUAUGUUUUGAAUUUAAUAUGUGUUAUCUACUGCUCAAUUGUAGCUUAUUAUUAUCAAACUAUUUGACGAUUACGUUUAAAAUUUAUUUAUUUUAAGGGAACUUUAUCAUGCAAGUUAUCUUGGAUGUUUACCACCAAUAAAUUAGUAAAUUAUUAAAAUGCUGCACUUGUUCUUGUUAAAAAUAAAUCAAAUUCGUUAACAUUGAAUUUUAAUAUAAUGUAAUUUAUUAAUGUUAUCAAAUCAAUGUAAUAAAUUUUCUGUUAGAUCUAUUUUUAAUACAUUAUAUUUCAGACAUUGCAUGCAAUUUUAUCAUUAAACUGUUCACUUUUUAAUGUUUGGCAGCUAUGCUGUAGAAUGAAGCUGCAAUGCUUCAAAGUACACAUAUCUUUAAUGUUUCCAAUACAUGUAUUUGCUUUGUUGUUUGCUUGGAACAAUUUUUAAUGUUUUUAAUAUGACAUGCAUUGAUAAGCUAAUAUAAAUGCCACAACGUUCCUCUGUGUGGGAGCUGAUCUGUGUUAUUGAUGAGUACUGAAAGUUAUUUAAGUUAGAUUUACACUGUGCAAAUAGAUCUCAUAUUUGUCUUUCCAGGAAUUUUGUAAUGGCACAUUAGCUGUGUGAUGUUUAGUAUGCAUUUAACUGUUUUUAUUGUAUACAUGCGCGUGUUUGGCAGUUUCUUUCUCGAGUGUGUAUGUAAAAUCAGCCAUAUGUAUCCAGUAUCUAAAUAUUUUGCUGUCGGUUACGUGUAUGUACACAAGCUACAGCUUUGUAAUAUCUAUUUUUGCCAAGGAUGUCUCUAAAUUUUUAAUUUUCAAUAUUUGUAAUCACAAAUUUGAUUUUAAGAUUAUAUACUUAGUGCCAAACAUUUGCAAGUAUUAGAAAAAUAUGUUUUUUGAUAAUAAUACUGUAUUGUCCCUUUUUGUGAUUGCAAAUUAGUCUUACAAAAUUAGAUAUUAGGAUUAAUUCGAAAGGGAAUGAGUAGAGUUCGAACUGCAAGUAAUAUGCUGUUUGGAAACAGUCCACAUUCUAAAUUCGUAUAUGUUUAUUAGUACUACUCAUAUAAGAGCUAAUGGUUAAAUAUAUACAAAAACAUUAAAGAUAAGGAUAAUACAAGUAUUACAUCUGUAGUUUGCUGCUUGAUUUGAUAGUAAUACACUUAUAUACUAGAAAAAAUAUAAAAUGUUGGUGUUCAUGUUAUUAUUAAGUUUUAAAAUACACUUUAAAUGUGUGUUUUUUUAUUUCAAAUGUGAAACAUUUUUUAAUUGAAAAUGAAUAAACAUUCCCUUUUAAUUUGGCAGUUUCAUCAAAGAUUUUAUUUCGUAUAAUAUGAACUAUUUUUUAAAAAAAUUUUUAAUUAUUCUCAAAAUUACGUGAAAUAAAUUAUAACAUAUCAUUUUUAAUUGUUAUCUAAAGCAAAGAUUUUAUGUAAUUUAUAUUUUGUUGCAUUUCAAUGAUUUAAAAUAUUUUUAUUUGUCAUUUUAUCUUAAUGUUUUUAAAUGUUAUUUAAGUGCUUUUUAAAAAAAAAAAUAGUGUUUACUAGUGUUUUUUUAAAGUUAGUUAUAGUUACUAUUACUAAAAUUUGAGAUUACUAUCAUUUCAUUUAUCAAAAGCUUUUCCUUAGUCAUUGAUUUCACCUUUUAUUUUGUACAAAUUGGCUCAUAUAUAUUCAGUAUUAUGCAAUGUAGGUAUCACAUUGAUUGGCCAAAUUACGCAUUUUUUAAAUGUUUUCAAAAUUUAUACCCAUUACUAUAUUUAAAUGUGUCAAACAUUAAAUAAGUAUUCAUUCUAUAUACUUGAUUAGUAGAAAUCUUCGCUAAACAGCAUGAUUUCUAUUAUUUGUUUGUUUCCUCAUAUUGUUCAAAUUUCGUGACAUUAGGCAGUGUUGUAUAGUAAGAUACUAAUAAAACAAUUUACUAAACAAUAUUGGCUAUUUGACUUACAUUGUUUUUCAGGGUGGUUUACUUUUGGAAAACCUACCUCGUUUUGUUUUGCUUAAUGUUUAUUUUGUUUAUAAGACAUCAGCAUAUUUUACUUUUAUUGCAUUCUUGAAUAUUUUGCUUGAUGAUUACUCAGCAGAUUUUAUGUACGAUUUAUAACUCUUAUUGCUUACCAAGAUUCAUAACUCUUAUUGUACUUAUCCGUUUUGGUAGGCAGUAAAAAAGUCGCCAAACUAUUAUUGACAUCAAUCAUGCUUAAUUAGUUGUGGUAAUUGCUACCACUGAUAUUUUGGUAAUUGAUACUUAAUAUUAAAAUGUAGGUACAAUAGUAGUGUGUUUUUAAUGCCUUUCCAAAACGGAUUAGUACCCUCUUAUUUUCCAUCAUCCCCUUCAGUUCAUUUUCUUUCUUUGGCAGUCUCAUUAGAUGUAAAUCUUGUUGUGUUUUUUUUUUAAAAAUAUUGAUGCUAUUCUAGUCAUUUUUUUUUAGAUAAAUGUUUGUUGUUUUAGUUAUUAAGUGUAUUUUAUGUAUCAGAAUUUAACAACAAAAUCAAAGUCUUCCAUUUGAGUUUGGUUUGUUCACAUUAUUUGAACUUAAAAUUUCUUCUACUUUUAUGUUGUAAAAAUUUUAUGCUGGUGUUUAAUGUUCUAAUUGUGUGUUUACUCUAUACUUGUAUCUAUAAAUUUUAUGUUUAACUAUGUAAGUGUCGAAAUAUAUCUAUAUAUAUUAUUAUUCAUCAAGAAAUAACUGCUAAUAAUCUGCAUUGCUGCCAUAAUUUUUUAAUUAUUAAUGAAUGCUCAUAAUAUCAGAAGGAAGAAUUUUUUCCUUUAAGAUUAUGCCUCUGUAAUAUGGCUGAAAAUCUACUUAAUUUUGACAUUUUUUAGUUAUUAUACUGUUGUUUUUCUGAAAAUAAGGGAUUUUUGUUUCAACAGUUUUGAUUGGUACAUGUGAUUUAAUAUUAAUCAUUUAAAAACUGUGCACCAUUAAAUUUACAAGCUUUCAGUAAUAAAACAGCUUUACAAAACUUUUUUUAUAUAUAUAUACAUUUAGAUAUCCUUUAUUUUAGCAUUUUAUAUUAUAUUUUUGUUAUAUUAUUAUUUAUUUUUGCAUUUCUGUUUGGAAACCUCUUUUUGUUUUUUCUUAGAAUCUUUAUUUAACCCAUAAUGGUAAAGAAAUCAGCUUAUUUUAAAAACGAUUACUUUAUUUUUGAUCUUAAUUAUUGAAAAAUAUUGAUUGCAUUUGAAAUGAUGCAGUCAUUGAUAUAAUUAAACAAAAAAUCCAUAUAACUCUAAACUUAUUCAUUUAUUAUAAAUAUAUUAUCACUUAAAUCGAAUAAUUUUCUUUGUGAAACUAUUUUUAUUAUUUUUUUACUUUAGUUUUUAUUAUUUUAGUUUGCAUAUUAUUGUUAUUAAUAAAGUCAUCUUUUCUGAUAGAAUAAAACAACAAAAUAAAAACGUUUCAUGAUGAUUUUUUUAAUUUGUUUUCUUACAAAUAUAUAACAUUUCAUUUACCUUGACCAAACUUUGUAUAAGCUACUUGUGUUGACCCUUUAUUCCCCUUUUCAUAUUACUUUUUUUAUGAUAAAGAGUUAUCUAAAACUUAUUAAGUUGAUGUUGACUUUAUUAUUCCCUAAUUUGAUACUUUAUCUAACCAAUGAAAUUACAUUAUCAUUAAACUCAAAAUUAUUGUGCAACUGCUUAAUAUCUGUGUUUUUGAAAAGCCAUAAUUCUUUAAUUGUUUUUUUAUUUGUGUUAAUAAAAUUAUCUCUUGAUUUUUCUUAUAUUUUAACUUAUUCACUUUUUUAACUAUUGUUUAAUGCUUGCUUUAAUUAUUGCUGUUAUUAUUGUCAAAUAUUUUGGUUUCUCUGCCCAUUAAAAUUAAACUUUAAAAAAUUUAAAGCAAACAUUACUAUAUGCACCAUUAUUAUAUUAUGUGUAGCUAUAUUAUUAUGUUCUAUUUUCUCCUUAUAUUUAAGAAAUUUUUUUGAAUAUUCUAAAAAAAAUAACAAUUAUGUAGAAAAAUAUGUACCAAAAUCAAUCAAGAAUUUUAUGACUUGUUCACUAGACUUGUUAAAGUUUUUUGUACUAGCUAAUGUGUAAUUGUGUAGAAGAAAAUUAAAGCAAAGUACAAUUGUUGCUGAGAACUGUCCAUUGACUCUAAAUAAAAAAUUUACAAAAAAACCUUA